AUGGGACUCAUUCACGCAAAAGCCAAAAUUGAUGCCUUAGAAAGAGAACAACAUUUAAUAAUGAAACUGAAUGCCGAUAAGGCAAAACAGCUUGCUGCUCAAGAAGAAGCUAAUAGACGACAAGAACAAGCUACUUUUGAACAUAUGGUUGCAAUGUUAUUAGCAGUCGCACAAUCAAAAGCGAACGAAACAGUUAUAAGUGAUGAAAAAUCAGAAAUUGAAAUUGGAGGCACGACAUACGAACUCAUUCAAUUUGUUAAUCAAGGUGGUUUUGGUAAAAUUUACAAGGCAAAAGUUAAGAACACAGGCCGUAUAGUUGCUAUUAAAAUUGUGAAAAAUAUACCAGGCAUAGAAGAAGAAAUAAAAAAUGAAAUCAAUUUUUUACGUUCAAUUAAACGGAUUCCUAUUGAUAAUCAUCCAGUUAUUGAAUAUCGGGGUAGUAAAUUAACCAAACAAGGUAUUUUUAUUGCAAUGGAAUUCGCUAUUUGUGAUCUUCACACAUUUUGGAAAAAUCAAACAUUCCACGAAACAGUUGAAGAGAUAACAAUUUUUGGGAUGAUUAUUAUUAUUUAUGUACUGCGUGCAUUAGCAUUUCUCGAAGGAUUGAAUAUUAUUCAUGGCGAUAUAAAACCACAAAAUAUUGUUCUUGUUCCAACUAAACAAUAUUUUUCUAUAAAGUUAAUUGAUUUUGGUGCAGCCGAAAAAAUGAAUACUCUACGUGCACAACAGACAGUCGAUGCAGACAAAGUUCAUACUAUAUAUUUUGCUUCACCAGAAUUUUUACGAUAUGAUUCAAAGAAUUGUAUAUCAAGACAACUCCAUAAAAAAUCUGAUGUAUGGGCCGCUGGUGUUAUGUUUUAUCUUUUAUUUUGUGGUGAAUUUCCUUGGAAUAAUGAAGAAUCAUAUAGAUAUUUUUGUAAUGAUCGAUAUGCAGAAGAUGUUGUUGUACUAGCGAGCGGUGGUUAUAGAAUGAUCAUUGAGCUGUUACUAAAGAAAAAUCCAGAUGAACGUUCAAGUGCUAAAGAAACUCUUAAACAAUUAAAAGCACAUCCAGUAUUCGGAAAGAUUGUUGAAUCACUGCAUAGAAGUUUUUGUCCUGUUGAUGAUGUAUGUCAUAUGGAGGUACCUGACGAUGUUCGAGAAGAAUUAGGCAAGUUAAUAACUAUUCUUGUUUCCUUCGAAGAAUUAUUCAGUUCUGUUGUAGCAAAACUAUCAGCUUCCGUUUGA
Messenger RNA from Rotaria sp. Silwood2, 1227 nucleotides. Lineage: Eukaryota; Metazoa; Rotifera; Eurotatoria; Philodinida; Philodinidae. The record is from the annotation of a GenBank genome assembly.